AUGGAUACCACAGAAUGUUCUCCUACUAGCUGGACUCCAAGGAGAAAGCGGAAACGUCUAUAUUUUAUCUAUAGCGAUUAUACUAUCGGCUGGAUAUAUGCUUUACCGGAGACCGAACUGGUAGCUGCCAUGGCUAUGUUGGAUGAAAUACAUCCUGUUCUACCAGUAACUAAUCCGCAGGACGCAAAUACAUAUGUCCUUGGCCGGAUCCAUGACCACAAUGUGGUGAUUGCUUGCCUGCCAGAAGGAGAAAUAGGCAAGGUAUCUGCUGCUACUGUGGCCAAAGACAUGACCCGUAGCUUUCCAGCUGUCAGAUUUGGAUUGAUGGUCGGAAUUGGUGGUGGGGCGCCAUACUAUGGUGCACAGGGAAAUGAGAGUGAAGUAAAGGAGGAGAAUUCUAAAGACGACACAGAAGAUAUACGAGAUAUAAGACUUGGUAAUGUGAUAAUCAGCCUUUACUCAAAAUUAUCGGAUGCUGUUGUACAGUAUGAUUUUAGGAAAUUGUUACAGGAAAAGGAAUUUGUACUUAGUAGCGGUAAACUAAACAAACCUUCUAAUAUUGUUCUGGGUACUGUCGGGACUCUCAGAGCGCAUCACAAGUUAUACAGACACAAAAUCUGCGAGACAUUAUCUGAAUUGUUAAUCUUUACUCACUCAGAGGGACAUAAGUCGUGUCAAAAUUGUUGCGGACUCAUAGACAGCAAUCUUGUCAAGAGGAAAGAUUGUUCUGAUAAUUUAUCUCGAUUACAUUAUGGAAUUAUUGGGUCAGCGGACCGAGCUCGGGAGGAGAAUAUAAUUUGCUUCGAAAUGGAGGCUGCUGGGCUUAUGGACUCAUUUCCUUGCCUUAUUAUACGAGGUAUCUGUGACUAUGCCGAUUCCUAUAAGAACAAGAUCUGGCAGCUAUAUUCUGUGGCGACGGCAGUAUUAUAUGCAAGAGAACUUCUUCUGGUUGUUUCGGGACAGGGAGUUGUGAAUAUGGAUUGA
Messenger RNA from Aspergillus caelatus, 984 nucleotides. Its product is annotated as nucleoside phosphorylase domain-containing protein. Gene Ontology annotation, molecular function: catalytic activity. Bases 1 to 984 code for a protein of 327 amino acids. NCBI's taxonomy places the organism in Eukaryota, Fungi, Ascomycota, Eurotiomycetes, Eurotiales, Aspergillaceae. The transcript has 4 exons. Gene Ontology annotation, biological process: nucleoside metabolic process. The record is from RefSeq and is a predicted model, not a curated record.